Arctia plantaginis is the source of this 1248-nucleotide messenger RNA. The record is from the annotation of a GenBank genome assembly. Lineage: Eukaryota; Metazoa; Arthropoda; Insecta; Lepidoptera; Erebidae.
AUGGGUAAGGGUUCCUUCAAAUACGCCUGGGUGUUGGACAAAUUGAAGGCUGAGCGUGAACGUGGUAUCACAAUCGAUAUUGCUUUGUGGAAGUUCGAGACAGGCAAAUACUAUGUCACCAUCAUCGACGCCCCUGGACACAGAGAUUUCAUCAAGAACAUGAUCACUGGUACCUCACAGGCCGAUUGUGCUGUACUCAUCGUUGCUGCUGGUACAGGUGAAUUCGAAGCAGGUAUCUCCAAGAACGGACAGACCCGUGAGCACGCUCUGCUCGCUUUCACGCUCGGUGUCAAACAACUCAUCGUUGGUGUGAACAAAAUGGACUCCACUGAGCCUCCCUACAGCGAGCCCCGUUUCGAAGAAAUCAAAAAAGAAGUGUCCUCUUACAUCAAAAAGAUCGGAUACAACCCCGCUGCUGUCGCUUUCGUACCCAUUUCUGGAUGGCACGGAGACAACAUGUUGGAGGCCUCUACCAAAAUGCCUUGGUUCAAGGGAUGGAAUGUGGAGCGCAAGGAAGGCAAGGCUGAAGGUAAGUGCCUCAUCGAGGCCCUUGACGCCAUCCUGCCCCCUGCUCGCCCCACCGACAAAGCCCUCCGUCUUCCCCUUCAAGACGUCUACAAAAUCGGUGGUAUUGGUACAGUGCCCGUAGGCCGUGUUGAAACUGGUAUUCUUAAACCUGGUACCAUCGUCGUCUUCGCACCUGCCAACAUCACCACUGAAGUUAAGUCUGUGGAGAUGCACCACGAAGCUCUCCAGGAAGCCGUACCCGGAGACAAUGUUGGUUUCAACGUAAAGAACGUAUCAGUCAAAGAAUUGCGUCGUGGUUACGUCGCUGGCGACUCCAAGAACAACCCACCCAAAGGCGCUGCUGACUUCACCGCACAGGUCAUUGUACUCAACCACCCUGGUCAAAUCUCAAACGGUUACACACCAGUUUUGGAUUGCCACACAGCUCACAUUGCCUGUAAGUUCGCCGAAAUUAAAGAAAAAGUCGACCGUCGUACUGGUAAAUCUACUGAAGAUAACCCUAAAUCCAUUAAAUCUGGAGAUGCUGCCAUUGUCAACCUGGUUCCUUCCAAGCCUCUUUGUGUAGAGUCCUUCCAGGAAUUCCCUCCCCUCGGACGUUUCGCUGUGCGUGACAUGAGGCAAACGGUCGCCGUAGGUGUAAUAAAGGCUGUAAACUUCAAGGAUGCAUCUGGUGGCAAGACUACCAAAGCCGCUGAGAAGGCCGCUAAGGGCAAGAAGUAG